UUUGGGACGAUCCCGGAGCAAACGGUCCACGAAUGGCCACGAUAUUGGAGGGGUGUGUCAGCCACGCAGAAUCUCGGAGCCGAUGUCCGUGACCUUGCCGGCUUCCAUUUCUAACCAAAUGUUCUUUUCCUUUCCCCAAGCUCCCUUCCUUGCCAUGCCUUUAAUUCAAAGCAGUGACAGUACUAGAGUCACCAGGCGAGGUACAACCAACAUCUUCCUCGAGGAAACAGAGCAAGCUUUGACGGAAAUUGGAGCUUCAAGGGAAGAGACGGGACGAUUCCUACGGGUCCACGCUCUUGCUCAACCUCGACCCACGGCCGGUCUAGGACCGCUCUUGUCCGAUACGAUGCGAAGCGAUCGAUGGCCUGGCACCUGCACCUUCACCUGCACACAUGCACUUGCAGUGUCAGGCGUCUUGUUUUCGGCAAACUUUUCUGUUCUUUCCUUCUGCUCGUGGACCCUCGUGCCCAUCAUAGUCUACUUUUCUCGUUCGUCCGUCUGUGUACACCAAGUGGAGGACAGCUACAAAGGCAAGCACACAAGGUACCAAGUGGUACUCGAGACAAUAGCUACUUGGCGAGUACAGAGUACAGGGUCAAGAUACCCUGAUUCUCUGUUUCUCAUGACCAGUUCCUGACGCUCCUUUCUUCCCUUGCCUGCCAGCCCAGACGCAAUGUCACUUAGUCUGCAUCAUCCACGCCCUGCCACGAUGCCGUGUAAGCGUCUUGGGCCACCUAUUGCGCGGUCGGUCCCUACCUUCAGAGCCAAGCCAAGUCGUAGGGCAGCUCCACGCAUCUCUUGAGGCUCGGCCUCCCUGCCCACUGCCUCUGCCAAGGUACCGGGUACACGUCGCCCAAAGUCUAUCGAGUACACAUGAGAAGCAACCUCGUGCCUGCCCAUGCGGAGCUUGAACGCUCGACGGCCGCGAUGAACCAUGACCGAUCCCGACUUUUGUGUCAUGGUCCAUCUUUUUUUUCCCUUCGGUCCCGUAGUCUAGUCCUGGUCACGUUCACGCCCUCGCAAACCUCCGCC
Messenger RNA from Colletotrichum phormii, 1032 nucleotides. RefSeq lists its product as uncharacterized. The coding region runs from base 83 to 637 and encodes 184 amino acids. The record is from RefSeq and is a predicted model, not a curated record. Lineage: Eukaryota; Fungi; Ascomycota; Sordariomycetes; Glomerellales; Glomerellaceae. The transcript has 2 exons.